Sparassis crispa is the source of this 1542-nucleotide messenger RNA. RefSeq lists its product with no specific name. Lineage: Eukaryota; Fungi; Basidiomycota; Agaricomycetes; Polyporales; Sparassidaceae. The transcript has 6 exons. Gene Ontology annotation, molecular function: coenzyme A diphosphatase activity. The record is from RefSeq and is a predicted model, not a curated record. The coding region runs from base 1 to 1542 and encodes 513 amino acids.
AUGGGUGGAGACGGCCUCGCUCGUCGUUCUGCUCGUGUGCCGCCGAGUCCCUCACCAUCUCCCACGUUCUCCACGCCCUCGUCCUCGUCGUGCGACAUGGCGAGCAGCCAAGAGCCAUCCAUUGUACCGUUGCUCUCACGCGCGCUGCAUCAUAUUCGCUUGACUCCUCCACGUGUAAUCGCUUCCCCCGCAACUCAGCCGCGCCGCGCUGCAGUUGCGCUCAUCGUCCGUGUCGUUCCCCCACCGUCGUAUGCCCCACGACCAGUUUCAGCUGCACAGCCGGACCCCGUCGCCGCUGCCGAUCCCUCUGCUCCUUCUUCAUCUCCAACCAAUGUACCCACUCCGUCUCUUUCCGAAUUUUUUGAGCUCGACUGGGUAAAAGCACCCGGCGCCCGACCGGAGAUCCUUUUCCUCCGUAGGGACACGCCCGACAGCGGAGAUGCUGGUCGUCUGAGCGGCAGUGGACCUCGCACGCGCGAGGCCCAUGUCGCAUUUCCCGGCGGUAAGACUGAGGAGAGCGAUGAAGGCGGGCUCUACACAGCGAUGCGCCAGACCUGGGAAGAAAUUGGGCUCGACCUCGCUGAGAGCGCAUACACACCCAUCGGGCAGCUGGAUGACCGCGAAGUGACAACCUCGCUCGGCAAGCGGCUGCUCAUGGUGCUCUCUCCGUUUGUCUUUUUACAGCUCGCGCCGCAGACGACCGCAGUGGACCCUGUUGCGGGCACGACGUUGCACUGGGUGCCGAUUGCGGAGCUGCUCCCGCUCGGGGGAGAUGGCGAGCCACGCCCGCGGUGGUCGAGUGUGAGUGUGGAUGCGUCGUCACGCCUCGCCCCGCGGCACAGCACCUUACUGCGCCUGCUUAUGCGCAUUCUCGUCGGAAGUAUGCAGUUCCCUGCCAUUCUCAUUUCGCCGUCGUCCUCGUCCGCGUCGCUUUCUCCCUCGCCGUCAAAGGACACGGCGAAGGCGAUAGACGCGAAGCGUGCGCACGUGGAGGCAGGCGCGGCGAAUGGCACACUCAGGAAGCGCAACUCCCUGCCAGGGCUGAGCCGGGUGCGGGAGCUUGAGCGGACGCAACUGAAGUUGUGGGGGCUGUCGCUCGGCAUGACGCUCGACCUGCUGGUGCACAUGGCAUCGGAUGUUGGAUCCAUACCUGCAUCUAAGGGGAAGAAGAAGAGGAGGAGGAGCGUGAAGGAUAGGGCGUUGGUGGCGCUCAAUGCAAGCGAACUCCUCCCUCCCGAUGCACUGAUGGCAAUGGGAGUUCCUGUCGUCGCGCCCAGCCUUGCGAGUGUGUUCCCAAGGUUCAGCUAUCCAGAUGUGAAUUUCUGGAUCUGGGUAUUCGCAAAGCGUUAUCGAGCAGUCAUCCGUGGAUGGGAGGCCAGUGCACGGGCGGGAGGCACGAAUGACCGUCGGAUGAACUGGACAGGCUCGGCACUCACGACAUUCUACGCAGCAGUGCGCAAGGCGCUUGUCGUAGUUCUUGUCCUGCGCGCACUGGGUGUGCUCGUCGCGCUCGUGCUCGGCACCUGGAUCCUCUUCUGGUGA